Orbicella faveolata is the source of this 3846-nucleotide messenger RNA. RefSeq lists its product as uncharacterized. The record is from RefSeq and is a predicted model, not a curated record. Gene Ontology annotation, molecular function: G protein-coupled receptor activity. Lineage: Eukaryota; Metazoa; Cnidaria; Anthozoa; Scleractinia; Merulinidae. Gene Ontology annotation, biological process: G protein-coupled receptor signaling pathway. Gene Ontology annotation, cellular component: plasma membrane.
CGAGCCUUGUCGAAAAACAAUGUAAGUAUGAUUGCAAUGUUUUUAUGCUUAGUUAUCUUUCAUCACUUUGAAUUCCGACAACGCCUGUAGACUGUCAUUUCUUGAGUACAGUUUAUUUGGCUGUUCGCUACGGGAAGACGCAAGGGCGAACAGUUCAAACGGAAGAUGGACAAGAAAUUAGAAUAUAAAUUUUGCCUGAAUAAAGUGAUCUAAUCAUACAUUCAGAGUGCCUAAAAAGUCGCGCCGUCGGUCAAAACAAGUAGGACAUGGUGUUAAAUUAUGAAAUAACAAUCAGUGUCAAGACCUCGGAGCUUUGUUUGUUCCUGUACAAAUACCUUCCAGAAAUCUGACAGGUUUUUGUCAAGCACCAACCAAUAUUCAAAAGUUUUACGAUCCAAAGUCAAUAUUUGGGCUGAGACAUUCAAUGUGAAUAGGUUUAGUUAGCGUCCUGUGCGACCGAGCUCGAAUAGCCAGGGUUUCAAGCGGGAUUAGCACUUUUGGAGAUCAAAGCAAUUUACAACUGUCCAGUGACACACAAAUGACGACAAGCAGAGAACAUACCAACUGUUCAGAUCGUAAAUGCAAGCGAUAUCCUCUUGGCGUUAUUUCGUUGCCACAGAUCUCUUUCCAUGCUGUGACGUUUGUAUCCGCUAAGAACGAGUUUAAGCGGCAUUUAGUAAUGGUCAUUAAAAAGACCAGCUGAAAGCUUGCGUUACAUUGAAGGCGGGAUUCUAGGCCUGCCCUAGAGACCCUCAACGUGGAAUCUCGGUUCAUAUUGCGGGAGCACAGAAUCACCGUCUUAAGAAUAGACAGAGAAACUUCCGGUGGUGCACGCCUAGCGCAUUCAAGGGAUUUGAGGUGAUAUCAAGACGCCACAUUACACAAAUACUGUGUUUAUACUACAAGGACAACUACUGCCGGUCGCUGAAGUUGAAUUGGAUCGAUCAGGGCAAUUGGCGGAGUCAACGAACGCAACGAACUCAAAAUGGUCGUUCGCAAGUCGGAAGGUUACACUCUGUUGUUCCUCGAGAUUUUCAUAAUUAUCCUGAACACUUUGGCUAUAAUAGUUAUUCAACGCUUCAAAAAGAAAUACAACCCAGACAUUCUGAUACUUACUCUAGCCGUUGCAGAUCUCAUAAAGGCGUUUAUUCCUUUGAACAUGUCUUUGGUGGCUUACCUUGGCGGUAUAGCUAUGACUGAAGGCUCCCCUAAGUGUAUUAUAUUCGGCUGGACGGCUUUCACUGUAAACAGCUCGAUCAUGCUUGUUAUGACGAUAAUGGCAAUCGACAGAUAUGUGGCGAUAUGCUGGCCUUUUGAGUACAAGCAUAACCUCACGAAGAAACGACUAAUUUACGCUAUCAUUGCAGUGUUUGUAUUCAGUGGGGUCCAUUCCAUCUUACCCUUAGUAGGAGUCGGCAGAAUGAGGUCGUAUUAUAACGGAAGCUUUUGCCAUUUUGACUUUGAUUCCACGGUUCCUGCGUCUCUGGGUUACAGCGUUUUUGUUCUGGUUCUGGGGAUAUCUAUGCUUGUGGUUGUGAUAUUUUGUUACACUCGCGCCAUGUUAAGCAUCAAAGGGCUUAUUCGUCGCCAGCGUCGAAUGUCCGCUUCUUCACGCGACGUUGAUGGCGCUGAUCGGAAAAGACAAUCCAUGAACCAUAUGUUUGCUCGUCUUAUGAUUGUUAUGAUGAUUGCAUUUUGUAUUUCGUGGCUUCUCUUCCUGAUCGUUGUUCUUCAACACGUGAGCGGCUGGUUCGUAAUCCCAGCUGCGGCACAUUUCUGGUCCAUGCGACUAGCUGUUAUUAACUCUCUGUUAAACCCAAUAAUUGGUGCAGCAAUGUGCAAGCCAUACAGAAAGGGUUACAUGUUCAUCCUUUGUAAAUGUCUUCACUGCUGUGGAUUAUGCUCCUCUUACAAAGCCGAAGAUCCCUGGACACGUUCCCGGAAGUUGUCCACAGGUUCACGGAACAGUUAUGAACGAGAUCAAAACGAACCGAACAAAAAUGAUACUAUGAGAAGCAAGAUCAGGAACAAUCCAUCAUUCAACAGUUAUCAAGAUUCUGGCAUUGUUCCCGAUAGCAAUGACUGUACUGGAAGCCUGACAUAUCAUCAGGAUGGGGUAUUUAACGAUGCUUUUGACCUUGACGGAGGUAGUACAAGUGGAGGUGGGAGAUGUCAAACACGGCCAAGGCUCUCUAGAAAGCGUAUCUCUUUUAAAGAUGAAUUUGACGCGCAAAACAUAGCAGAAAUGUCCCUUAGUGAGGAAAACGCCGCGGAACCAUUGACGAGAACGCCUGACGAUACAACUGUUCCAGACCAGCAUCCCAUUCCAUUCCUACCCAACAUUACGAAAGGUGAUCUUCUAACGACUCAAGAUGUGAAUAAUGAUACUGAAAAUACUUCGAGUGGAAACCAGUUUACUUCUGUGCAGGCCCCACCUGAGGGCAAGGACAACAGAAUGACUGCAGUCAGUUCAAAUGGAAAUCAGGGAAGAAAGUACGGUAUUUCAGGUAUUGAUCAGUCUUCGCUUGAGCGGUCUUCAGCUGGGAGACCAACAGGAAAUAGCGACUCCCUUCUCACAUCAAGCAGCAAAGCCCCUCUGAGAGAAGGCCAUAGAACGGAAGAGAAAAUAACCCAUAGAGAGAAAGCACCGUUAGAAAAUACCGUCAGUCAGCUGAUGGUAAAAGACGAACGAGCAACAGCAAGCUAUUUACCAAAAGGUAUAAUUGGCGAUAAUAGUGAAAAAGAGAAAUCUUUGAGGGAACUAAGUGAAUUGCAUUUGAUCUCACCAAGAGAAUCAUCUUUUGAAUCAGUUCAGAUUACUCAUUUUCCUGUUGGUACAAAUUCUGGCAUAAAGACAACCACGGUGAAAUCGCCAGUAUUGAAGAACAGUCAGCCUUGUGGUUUUUCACCAUUUUCUUUGAGGAGUGGUUCGUUCACUGAAAGAACUCGGGAAAUGUCACUAGAAAAUCAAAAAGCGCGAUCUCGGUCUUUCGCAAAUGACCGUUUGGUAAAUGAAUCCGACAAUACAAGGCAGGAAAGACAUGAUUCACUUGAACGGCAGCCAUUAAUUCGUCCAGUAACCACACAACGCUCGCAUGCAGUGGAAGGUUUGCUUGACACCCCGAGGUACAAAUCUGGCGAAGUCCUGCCAUCAAAUUUCUCGCCAAACCUUGGCAGAGCCAAGAGCUUUGAAUCCAUGCUCAACAAUACUCGCUUUAAAUCGGACAGCACAGGGUAUGGGGGUCCUGACUUGCCGUCGUUUCAAAGACAUUCAUCUGCUCUCAAGGGGGGACAGUUAAACGCAACGAGUAACUGGUAUUCUUCAGAGCCUGAUCUAACUCGCACUUUGCAGGAGACAGUUUUUCUGACUUCACCAUGCAGAUCACCGCACUGCAACUCCGGACCACACAGUGAGCCCUUUAAAGAAAAUGUGCAUAACAGUUACCAAAGAAGAGCCUCUAGUAACCAGGUGACGUCGCGGUCACCAAUCAAGAUUUGCAGACAAUUGAGCGAGCUGAGUCAGAAAGAACUAGAACGAGAAGUUUUCUGCUAAAAUUAAAUAUUAAACAUUGGGAGAGAAGAAAAAAAAUAGCUUUUUUCCCAUGAACUUUAAUGCCGAGAAGAUGAUAUUUUAAUAGGAGUGUAACCAAAAGAAAGAGAUGAAAAAAUAGUAUGAUUAUUUGUCGGAACAAUUGUAAUUUUAAUUUUGCUGAUUAUAGCAGGAAGAGAACAUAUGCCCCAAACGACAGAUAUUUAACAUGGAAGGUAAUUUAGUGAUGAAUUUCUUUACAUAAUGAAAAGAAGAUCAAUAAAAAUAAGUUUGCUUUCGAAUGCUUAGAACCCUAA